AUGUUCGGUAAUAGGACCGCGACGGCCCUGUCCAUUCUGCAAAAGACAUAUGAUGAGAGCUACCUGACGUGCUCAACUGCCGUCUACUAUGAGAGCCAGGGAAAUGAAGGCGAGGCUAUGCGAUGCUGGCGACAGGCCCUCGAGCAAAUAUACGAUCACAAUGCCAACAGAAUCCUCCCCAGCUCCACGCCGCGUUCCGAGACCGAGAAGGCCCUGAUAGACAGCAUCCGCCAAUUGGAGCUCCAAUGUAAAGAACGGAUUGAUCUCCUCGAAGCCCUCCGCCUAUCCCGUCAAGAGACUCUUCAGGAUGUCGGGUCCUCAUCUCGAAACCAAGGGGGCCAAGGACACUCUGAACCACACGAUGUUGCGAUGCUCAAGCAAGAGGAACAGGGCUGGAUAGGGAACGGAACUAUUCCCGCUGUCACCUACACAGAACUUGCGAGGCCGGACCUGCUCAAGCGAAAGUCUGCUCAUACAAGGGUGCCUUCUUUCCAGAAGACUGCCGCCGGAGGGAAUGGGCCACAAACCGAUGAUGGUGCAUCCUCUUCGCCAUCGCGGAAAACUAUCAGUCCUAGCUCCCCACAACCUUCCCCCGAGAAGAAAUUGUCCCGCGCGUCUAGCCCAGAGAGGCAUACGAUGCGCACCACUUUGCGCUCGAGCCGACUUGGCGAGAAGCCUACCAAGACAACUCUGCGACGACCCCACCAGAAACCACCAGAUGGCCCGGGAGCCGGGAAAGCUGCUGUAUUGGCAUGGGGUUUGCUCGGCCAGCGAGAUGCGGCCGACCAGAGCCCAGCGGAUGGUCAGGAACUGCCACGCCCACCUGGGAGCCAGCCAGCCUCGUCCGAGUCACCGCGUAAAAGCUCAGAAUCGCUAUACAAGACAUGGGAUAGCAACUCCAGGAGACUCACCACUCCCCGAACUCGAAGCCCGGUGAAACCAUCCGAUCGCAGGGUGAGUACUGAUCUAACGGAUUCACGGCAGGCUGAGGGUUAUCCAUUCUCUCGGCCUUCGCCUGUAUCCGUGAGCGCAGCCUCUAGUGCUCUGAGCUCGCUUGCGCUGAGGGAGAACCAAGAGCGGCAAUCUCCAGUCCGGGAACAAACACCCAGAAGGCGGACUGCCCACCCGCAGACACCACAAAUGAAGAAGUCGAGGGAAUUCUCAGGUGCAGACCUAAGCUUUCCGGAGGUGACAAGGAGGCCCCCGAUAGGUAGGAAGACGUCGGAUCCCGCUAUAGUUUCGCGACGAGCAGAGUCGAAAAUGAACUCUGCGACGAGGGCCAAGCCUAGCCGCACUCCAUCUAGUAGAAGCAUCACCACGACGCCAGUGGGGAGCAAGCGGAGAGAGAACAGGGUAGGGCUGGCUUCCUCCCCGCCGACUGGUGAUUUUUCUUCCUCGUCCUCCGACAUUCCAGUAAAGUCUUCGAGGCACAAAGGUAGCAACGGCCGGCAAAGAGAAACAUCCAUAGUCGCUGACUCCCUGGCUGAGCUUUCUGACAGCUCAACAGAGGAUGAGCAAACAAAGGCCGCAAAGUCGUGGAAAAAGAGGAAGGCCACAGUCCUCAAGCAACUUCCACCAGGAGUCGAUCAACAUGCGGCGAAGCAGAUACUCAACGAGAUCAUCGUUCAAGGUGACGAGGUUCACUGGACCGACAUCGCCGGUUUGGAAGUAGCCAAAAAUGCCCUGCGAGAGACGGUCGUCUACCCUUUUCUCCGCCCUGACCUCUUCAUGGGGCUGCGCGAGCCCGCUAGAGGCAUGCUACUCUUCGGGCCGCCGGGCACGGGCAAGACCAUGCUGGCGCGCGCGGUCGCAACCGAAUCCAAGUCAACGUUCUUCUCUAUUUCAGCCAGCAGUCUCACCAGCAAGUACCUGGGAGAGUCCGAGAAGCUUGUCCGCGCCCUCUUUGCAUUAGCCAAAGUGUUUGCGCCGAGUAUCAUUUUUGUCGACGAGAUCGACUCCCUGUUAUCUCAGCGGUCGGGAACAGGUGAACAUGAAGCCACGCGGAGAAUCAAGACUGAGUUUCUGAUUCAGUGGAGUGAUCUCCAGCGCGCAGCGGCCGGGAGAGAGUUAGGAGAGAAGGAUAAGGAACGCGGGGACGCGAAUAGGGUGCUUGUUCUUGCAGCCACCAACCUGCCGUGGGCGAUUGACGAGGCGGCGAGAAGGAGGUUUGUGAGGCGCCAGUAUAUACCGCUUCCCGAGGCCGAGACGCGAGCGGUUCAACUCAAGACGCUAUUGAAACAACAAAAACACACAUUGAGCGAUGCCGACAUCGACACCCUCGUGGGGUUUUCAGGCUCGGAUAUCACGGCGCUGGCCAAGGACGCAGCUAUGGGUCCGCUGCGGUCUCUUGGGGAGGCCUUACUACACAUGACCAUGGAUGAAAUACGACCCAUGGAAGUAUCAGAUUUUGUUUCUAGCUUGUCCACUAUCAGGCCGAGCGUGAGCAAGACCGGUCUUAAGGAAUAUGAGGACUGGGCAAGGGAGUUCGGCGAAAGGGGCGGGUAG
Molecule: messenger RNA, 2505 nt
Organism: Chaetomium globosum CBS 148.51
Lineage: Eukaryota; Fungi; Ascomycota; Sordariomycetes; Sordariales; Chaetomiaceae
Exons: 3
Coding region: 1-2505 (834 amino acids)
Molecular function (GO): ATP hydrolysis activity; ATP binding
Source: RefSeq, a predicted model, not a curated record